Messenger RNA from Cannabis sativa, 2333 nucleotides. RefSeq lists its product as uncharacterized. The record is from RefSeq and is a predicted model, not a curated record. The transcript has 2 exons. The coding region runs from base 189 to 2333 and encodes 714 amino acids. Gene Ontology annotation, molecular function: zinc ion binding. NCBI's taxonomy places the organism in Eukaryota, Viridiplantae, Streptophyta, Magnoliopsida, Rosales, Cannabaceae.
GACAUAGUUUUCUUCUUUUUAAUUUAUGUGUAUCUAUAUAAAAUGAGUAUUUAUUAUUCAAUAUCAAUUCGCUCAUACCUAAACUUCUCGUUACUCUCUUUACUCUUAUCUCUUUAUUAUUAUUCAAGACAUAGAUUUGAAUACUAUUUGUUGUCCCACCUCCUAAUUAAGCUUUUGAAGAUUCUACAAUGGUCAGAUAUACAUUACUCAACCCUGUACUCAAGUCUGACAAUAAACGUAAAAGUUUCUUCCCAUCUUUUCGAAAACAAUCAACAGAAGAAGAUAUAUUGGUGCCAGAACAGGGGUCACAGCGAAGAUGGAGAUUGCCAAAACUGGGACGAAAUGUGUCGAAGGAGCCCGAAGAAACUUUUACGUUUGAGUUCUCUGAUAAAUUGGUGCCAGAACACAAAAAAAAGAUCAAAUGUCGUACAUGUGAUAAUGAUAUUUCCGAAGAAGGUGGUUCUUUAUCUGGAUGCAAAUUCUGCAAUAACUUGCGCCAAAACCUACAACGCCGUUCAAUCAAGCGCCCCUUUCAUUCUUUCCACCCACUCAAACUUUGCACCGAUAAUUCUCAGACCUUUAUAUGCAACUCUUGCCAUAAAAUGCAUGAAAAUGUUGAUAUGUAUUUUACAUGCAAUCAAUGUGAUUUCUUCAUGGACGUGAAUUGCAUGCGCAUGCCCCAACAAACUGAGUAUGAUGAUUUUGAAAGUGGAAAGCUCAUUCAACAUCCAACACAUCAACAUCGAAUGCCACUUAUAAAAGACGGAUCAAUUGAUGAUGAUGUCAGUUGCUUUGUAUGCCGUUUGAAAUGCUCAGGUGAAGUUUGUUAUGGAUGCAAACGUUGUGAUUAUUUUUUGCAUGAGUCGUGUGCACAAUUACCACCUCAAAUUUAUGGUUCUUCUUUUCAUAAUGAACACCCUUUAUGCUUUCACACUUCUAAUCGUGCAUUUCGUUCUUGCAAGUCAUGCAAAAAAGAUAAUCUUAUCUUCACUUAUGAAUGUGGUAAAUGUGAUUCUAUUUUAUGUGUGAAUUGUGCCUCUACAAUUCCACAUGGUGUGAAGUUCGAUUAUCAUGAGCAUCCUCUUUACCUUCACCAAAGAACAGAUGAGGAUCAUAAUCUAAUAUUGGAGUGUGAUUGGUAUGAUUCCUAUUGCAAAAGGCCUACACUCAUUAAUUCUGAGGAAUUCAAUUGUACAAAAUCGUACAUAUUUUGGUGUGCAAAAUGCGAUUUCAAAGUUCACAUGCUAUGUGGUUUGUUACCUAAAUCUAUUACUUGUGAAUAUCACAUGCAUCCUCUUGUUCUCGUUGAUUUGGCUAUUGAAAAUGAGUUUGGAGAAUACGGUUGUGAUAUUUGCGAACGUGAAAGAGAUCCACGAUUUUGUGUAUAUUUUUGUGAAGAUUGCAAGUUCGUUGCUCAUGUGCACUGUCUAACUUCUCAGAUUAUGAAUGUGUUAGAAGGAGAUCUGGAAAAUGUGGAACUUCAUACUGUUGGGGAGAUGAAAUUGUCCAAUGAGUUAAACAAACUUUGGGUUGCAGAAAAAGAGAAAGGUCGUUCAGUAUCGACCUUAAUGGAUUUACUAUACCAAGUAUCAGAAGAUGAGAAAGAAUGGCUGGCAGAUCAUUUUCACUGGGAUGAUAAUAAGAACAAAACCUUAUUAGCUACUAAUGAACGUACCACCGACAUUGAAGAGGUUCUUCGAUUUUCUAAUUUUACUGGGAGCCAACAAUUUAUGUCCGUACUUUUUGAUGAGUUUCGUUCCAGUUUUCAGAAAACAAAGUUCGAAAUGAAAUCCACAGAUUUAUCAUUGAGAGUUGUUCAUUUUAAAGGUUAUUUAAUACCUCUGAAUUUGGGCACUGUUUUGAAUAGUAUACUUGACAAGUAUGGUGAUAUUGGCGGAAAGUCUUCGAAAUUCUCCCCAGCUAUGAAGAGCAUAGGCAUUUUCUUCACAUGUAAAAUGCUUAAACAAAUGAAUUCGACUUUGGUUGCUGACAUCAAUAAACAUCUUCUUCGAGAUUGGUAUUUCUACAUAGUAUUUGCCAAAGAGAUUAUGGAGUUUGAAGUGGAAUUUUUGGAAGUGUCUCUAAAGAAGAUCACACAAGUUUUCUUUUGUCAAGAAGUUAGUAAGUUACUUGGUAUGGACAUUUCGUCAUUUAUACAAAGUAAGAUGGCUGAGCUUGAAAAUGAAAAGGCAGAGUGCAAAGUGGUACUUAAGAAGUUCAAUGAGUUUCAAGAGUCUUCUUCAAGUAAUGAAUACUUGAAGGAACGCUUGAAUGAGGGGUUGAAACUGAAGUGGAGGACUGCUGGGGAAGUUAACUUUAAAUUUCAUAACUAA